GUGAAACAUUAACCCUGUAGUUAGUCUGUUAGAGCUAAACAGACCACUUCAAGGAAACCAGAGAACAUGAGGUCUUUCUUUGUGAUACUGGGACUGCUGGUCUGUAAAGAGGCAGCAGGAUCCAGUGAUGUGACUUCUCUGUUUGUGCAGCAGGGAAAGGAUUUACACCUGGAGGUCAAGGAACCUGUUCAACUCAACAUAAAGAUGGAUUUAUUCUGGAAAUUUAAUACCACUAACACUAUAGGAAAAUUAUCUUAUAAUAACCAACCAGUACUCUUUGACAGAUAUGAGGAAAGGGCUGAGAUUUUUGUGCAAAAUCAGUCUUUGCUACUAAAGAUUCUACAGCAGGACGACACUGGAAAUUAUGUUGCCCUAGUGACUGGGUCAGAAGACCGAAAGGUAGCUGAAUACAACGUCAUUGUCCAAGAACCCGUGUCUCCAGUUGAUUUAACAGUGAACUCCAGCAGCUCAGACAAAUGUAACUUCACUGUGACUUGCAGAACAAGGGGCUCUCACAUUAACAAGACUUUUAGAUGUGAUAAUCGGUCCUGCUCUGAGGAGAGAGGAGAGGAAACCACAACCUAUCCUUCCUCUAUUAAUGUGUACGUGGAUCAAGGCUUCAUCAUCUGUAACCAUAGCAACCAAGUGAGCUUGGAGCAAGCCAGGAGGGAGAUUAGUUCUGUCUGUGGGGCAGAUCCAGGUUCUGCUGGUUUUUCUCUCUGCCUGGUGAGAACAGUCGUGUUCUCUGUGGGUCUGAUCGUCAUGGUGUCUGCAGUCAUCAGUGUCCAUCUCAUGAACAGGCUCAAGAAGCAAAAAUAACUGUUUUGCAGGAUGUUACCUUGAAAAAACAACAAAAACAGCUUUGAUAAAGUAUGUGUAAUACUGCAUAUUUGUAUGUAUUGUAAAUUCCCUGUUCCUUUGCCCAAAACAUUGAUUUCCAAUGGUUACUUAAGUAUCUUUUAAUCUUUGGCUGAACUAUUAAUACUGUAGAAGUCUAAAGAUCAUGUGUCACAUUUUUCUGCUCCAGCUGUGAGUUUUUCAGCAAAGAAUCAAUUGUUGCUAUUAUUAUAGUGAACACACUUUAUACACUGAAUGCACAACAAAAUAUAAUACAGAAAAAUAAAAGAAUAAAUUACUCUUGA
Lates calcarifer (barramundi perch) is the source of this 1142-nucleotide messenger RNA. RefSeq lists its product as uncharacterized. The transcript has 4 exons. The record is from RefSeq and is a predicted model, not a curated record. Bases 67 to 819 code for a protein of 250 amino acids. NCBI's taxonomy places the organism in Eukaryota, Metazoa, Chordata, Actinopteri, Centropomidae.